AUGGCCGCCAAGGGCUUCGCGUCGCGCCUCAGGGGCUCGCGGCGGUUUCUGAAUGGCUUCCUGGCCGGGGCUGUGGUGGGCGCGGCGGGAGCAGGGCUGACGGCGCUGCAGCUCCUCCGGCGUCGGGACGCGGGGCCCGCGUGGCCGGCGACGCAGCCGCACGUAUCUGCAGAAAAAGUUGUCUUGGAACAGUUUGGAUUUCCUUUAAGCGGAACAGAGACCAGGCAUUACACUAACCAUGCCUUGUCUUAUGAUCAGGCAAAACGGGUACCCAGAUGGGUUCUUGAACAUAUAUCCAAGGACAAGAUCAUAGGUGACGCGGACAGAAAACACUGUAAAUUCAAGCCUGACCCCAGUGUUCCUUCAGCCUUCAGUGCCCUCAAUGAGGACUAUGUUGGAAGUGGCUGGUCACGAGGACACAUGGCCCCAGCGGGGAAUAACAAGUUCUCCAGUAAAGCCAUGGCAGAAACCUUUUACCUUUCCAAUAUUGUGCCUCAGAAUUUUGAUAAUAACUCUGGCUAUUGGAAUAGAAUAGAAAUGUAUUGUCGUGAGCUGACGGAGAGAUUUGAAGAUGUUUGGAUAGUUUCAGGACCGUUAACCUUACCUCAUACUAGAGACGACGGAACGAAAACAGUUAGUUACCAGGUGAUUGGCGAAGACAACGUGGCAGUCCCCUCACACCUUUACAAGGUGAUCUUGGCUCGCAGAAGCCGGGAAUCUACUGAACCACUGGCACUGGGGGCCUUUGUGGUGCCAAAUAAAGCCAUCGGGUUCCAGUCCCAGUUACCUGAGUUCCAGGUGAGCCUCCAGGACCUAGAGAAGAUGUCAGGUCUGGUGUUUUUCCCACAUCUGGAUAGAACCAGGGACAUGGAGAAUAUCUGCUCUGUGGACACUUGUAAGCUCCUGGGUUUCAAGGAGUUCACUCUGUAUCUGAGCACGAGGAAGAUCGACGGAGCCCGCUCUGUGGCCAGACUGGAGAAGGUCCUGGAAGCUUUGAAGAGCUCAGGGGUGGAGCCUGACGAUUACUUCCUGAGUCGCUAUGGGAAGAAGCUAGAGGAACUGAAAGCUAAGGAGCAGACAGACACUCAACUGGAAAAGCUGUCCUAGUGUCGUCUGGUGUGCACUGAGCACCUGUGGAGAAUGCCAUGCCCUCUCCAGGCAGGUGUAUUUUAGAAGAUUUAUUUUCAAGAAAUGAUGGAAUCCUGACUAAAAAUCCUUUCAAAGACUCACUAGCUCAAAAUUCAGUGAUGUUUUCUUUUGCUAGGAUCUGAGUUAGCUGAGAUGGCUUUUAGAAUUCCUCUCUUAUCCUGUCCAAAUACAUUAUGACUUACUACUUGAUUCUUCUCUCCUGACCCUGAUGUCCUCCUUUCUGUCUGUUGGAGCACCUGACUUUUGCUUUCCCUACUGCAUUCUGUGUGCUGUGCAAACCUAGUGCUGUGCUUGUCUGUCAGUGAUCCUCUGUGCAAAAUCCCACUGUUCCCUUUUUACCUGUGGGGAAGGUGAGACUUACAGAACUUUAUACCGUCCCCAUUCAUGUUCUAUAGAAGUCACCCAGUGCUCCUCAGUGUUAAGACAAGGCCAGAAGGCGGCUUGACCCAAGUAUGUACCUAUAUCCAUGGCUAUUUCUGCUUCCAAGGUCUGAUGGCUGAGAAGGGUCUGGCCUCCUAAGCAAGAAUGAGUGCCUUAUUCUAUGGGAAGAAACAUAGCAGGUCUUUGAAAGAUGGAGUUGCUUUGUGGGUUUUACCAGAGCCUGUGGGCCCCUCCAGGGAUCGUGUGGUGCCAGAUUCUUGCCUCACUAGGGGCUUUCUGAAGGAGCCAAGAAAGGUGUGUGCUGAGAAUCACCAUGUACCUGCUGUCUGCCAAGCCAGCACACCACAGGAAGGUAGAACCUGGGCCCACAGUCUAAACCAGCUCCUUCCCUGUGUGUGUGUUGGGGUGGAAGGAACACCUUUCUGUGCUGAUCUCGGGACUCCUUUACACAGAUCUUGAGCUGUCCUAAGUAUGCAGAGUCAGCAGCUUCCAGGCAGAAGAACUUGUCUGAAUCUGUCACUCCACCCCUGUCUUUCCACGCACUAAGAACAAUCUUUGUGGCAUUGUGUUUGCCUCUGAUAGAAAUGCUAUGGCUUUACAAUAAAGAAGAAGACAAU
Molecule: messenger RNA, 2147 nt
Organism: Psammomys obesus (fat sand rat)
Lineage: Eukaryota; Metazoa; Chordata; Mammalia; Rodentia; Muridae
Gene: Exog
Product: exo/endonuclease G
Exons: 6
Coding region: 1-1107 (368 amino acids)
Biological process (GO): apoptotic DNA fragmentation
Cellular component (GO): nucleus; mitochondrial inner membrane
Molecular function (GO): 5'-3' exonuclease activity; single-stranded DNA endonuclease activity; RNA endonuclease activity
Source: RefSeq, a predicted model, not a curated record